This is a messenger RNA of Vicia faba (fava bean), 1212 nucleotides long. The record is from the annotation of a GenBank genome assembly. NCBI's taxonomy places the organism in Eukaryota, Viridiplantae, Streptophyta, Magnoliopsida, Fabales, Fabaceae.
AUGGUGCUCGAGGCGACAAUGAUCUGUAUAGACAAUUCUGAAUGGAUGCGAAACGGGGAUUAUUCUCCUUCUCGAUUUCAAGCUCAAGCUGAUGCUGUUAAUCUCAUUUGUGGUGCUAAAACCCAGUCUAAUCCGGAAAAUACUGUGGGAGUUCUUAUAAUGGCUGGGAAAGGUGUUCGUGUUUUGGUUACCCCUACCAGUGAUCUAGGCAAGAUCUUAGCAUGUAUGCAUGGACUAGAAAUAGGGGGUGAGAUGAACCUAGCUGCUGGCAUUCAGGUGGCACAAUUAGCUCUAAAGCACCGUCAAAAUAAAAAGCAACAGCAAAGGAUUAUUGUCUUUGCUGGAAGUCCUGUCAAUCAUGAAAAGAAAAUGUUGGAGAUGAUAGGGAGAAAGUUGAAAAAGAAUAGCGUAGCGCUCGAUAUUGUUAAUUUUGGUGAAGUAGAUGAGGCGAAGACCGAGAAGUUGGAUUCACUUCUUGCAGCUGUGAACAAUAAUGAUUCAAGCCAUAUUGUUCAUGUUCCAGCUGGUCCAAAUGCACUUUCUGAUGUACUUAUAAGUACACCAAUAUUUACUGGUGAUGGGGAAGGUGGAAGUGGUUUUGCUGCUGCUGCAGCAGCAGCUGCAGCUGGGGGUGCAUCUGGAUAUGAUUUUGGUGUGGAUCCAAACUUGGAUCCUGAAUUGGCUCUUGCCUUAAGAGUUUCAAUGGAGGAGGAAAGAGCCAGGCAGGAAGCAGCGGCAAAAAAGGCUGCAGAGGAUGCUGCCAAACAAGAGAAAGGAGGCGAGCAGCAAGCUGGCUCUCAAGAUGCGACAAUGACUGAGCGUGCCAGUGCAUCAACUUCUGAAGCAGAGAAUAAGACAACUGAUUUGAUGGAUGAUGAAAAUGCCUUACUGCAGCAGGCUCUUGCAAUGUCAAUGGAUGAACCCGCAGUUGGCCAUGAUGUAAAAGAUACAGAUAUGUCAGAAGCAUCUGUUGAUGACCCAGAGUUGGCACUAGCUCUCCAAUUGUCGGUAGCAGAUAGUACAAAGGAUCAAGCAAGCCAGUCAGAUAUGACUAAGUUGUUGGCAGAUCAAUCCUUUGUAUCUUCUGUUCUUGCGUCGCUUCCUGGGGUCGAUCCAAAUGACCCUUCCGUCAAAGAUUUGCUGGCAUCCAUGCAAAAUCAAUCUGAGCAGCAGAAAAAGGACGACAAGCCAUCAAAUGAGGAGAAGAAAUAA